AAAGGAAGAAGGGGAAAAUGCAAAGGAAUCCAAGAAAAGGGGCUCUCACCAAAAAGAAAAAAAGAUGCCCUAGGGUUUUACAGUGAGAGCUGAGAAGAGGGAUACUUCCUACUAAUCUCCUCAGAAACCUUAGUUUUCUAUAACUUCCUUUUUUUAAGAAUACCAUCAAUCUCUUUUUUUCUCAACUCUUGCUGUAGUUGUAGAAUGAUGAGUGAAGCAGGAGAAGCAGCAGCAGAUGAUACCCUAGCUUCAAUUCGUACAACAGUAAUGAGAGAUUCAGAAACAUUAGAAGGAACCUCUAGGGUUAUCCGAGGUUACGAUUUUAAUCAAGGUGUUGAUUAUUCAGAGAUGAUUAGAUCAAUGAUUACAACUGGUUUUCAAGCUACUAAUCUUGGUGAAGCAAUUGAAGUUGUUAACGAUAUGUUAGAUUGGAGGCUAUCUGAUGAGCCAUUGGUGGAAGGAGAAGAUUGUAGUGAAGAGGAGAAAGAAUUGAGUUAUAGACAAUCUGUAAGGUGUAAAGUUUUUUUAGGAUUUACGUCUAAUCUUGUUUCAUCUGGCGUUCGAGAGACCAUUCGGUAUCUUGUUGAACAUCACAUGGUUGAUGUAAUUGUUACCACGACUGGUGGCAUAGAAGAGGAUCUUAUUAAAUGUCUUGCACAUACUUAUAAAGGUGAUUUUUCAUUAGAUGGAGCUAUGUUGAGGUCGAAAGGGUUGAAUCGCAUUGGGAACUUGUUGGUGCCUAAUGAUAACUACUGCAAAUUUGAGGACUGGAUAAUUCCAAUUCUUGACAAAAUGCUGGAUGAGCAGAUUGCUGAGAAUAUACUUUGGACACCAUCAAAGCUCAUUGCUCGUCUAGGGAAAGAAAUAAAUCAUCCAAGCUCAUAUCUUUACUGGGCAUACAAGAACAACAUACCAGUAUUCUGCCCAGGCUUGACAGAUGGUUCACUUGGGGAUAUGCUAUACUUCCAUUCAUUCCAUAAACCUGGUUUGAUUAUUGAUGUUGUGCAAGAUAUAAGGGCAAUGAAUGGGGAAGCUGUACAUGCAAAGCCUAGGAAAACAGGCAUGAUAAUUCUUGGAGGAGGUAUUCCAAAGCAUCACAUUUGCAAUGCAAAUAUGAUGCGAAACGGUGCUGAUUAUGCCGUUUUUAUCAAUACGGCUCAGGAGUUUGAUGGCAGUGAUUCUGGAGCUCGUCCUGACGAGGCUGUAUCAUGGGGGAAAAUACGAGGAUCUGCUAAGACUGUCAAAGUACACUGUGACGCAACAAUUGCUUUUCCGUUGCUGGUUGCAGAAACAUUUGCAAAGAAACAGCAGAGGACCCUUGAGGACUGAUGCCUAAUGAGGGGGUUCAAGUAAAGUUUAAUUUGGAUUCCAAUAGCCAACAAAAAAAGUCCUUUUUCUGAACAAAAGUGCAUUUUCUCAUCGGCCCUAACUUACUUUUUCAUGAUUCGAAUCAUUCGAUCCACUAUGUGCCAUUAAAAAAAUUUAAUGAAAAAAAUGAUGCUUAUGCAAAUAUCUUUAAUUAUUACUCGU
Molecule: messenger RNA, 1530 nt
Organism: Papaver somniferum (opium poppy)
Lineage: Eukaryota; Viridiplantae; Streptophyta; Magnoliopsida; Ranunculales; Papaveraceae
Product: deoxyhypusine synthase-like
Exons: 7
Coding region: 205-1329 (374 amino acids)
Biological process (GO): peptidyl-hypusine biosynthetic process
Cellular component (GO): cytoplasm
Molecular function (GO): deoxyhypusine synthase activity
Source: RefSeq, a predicted model, not a curated record